Molecule: messenger RNA, 2107 nt
Organism: Camellia sinensis
Lineage: Eukaryota; Viridiplantae; Streptophyta; Magnoliopsida; Ericales; Theaceae
Product: nucleobase-ascorbate transporter 6
Biological process (GO): transmembrane transport
Cellular component (GO): membrane
Molecular function (GO): transmembrane transporter activity
Source: RefSeq, a predicted model, not a curated record
AAGUGGGCUUUGGGUAGUGAUACAUCCCUACAUCAUUGCUCUCCAUUGCUUCUUCAAUAAACUUCUGAGAAAAGUUCCACUUCUCAUCAUUUUGGCUCAUAUAGCUCAUUAAUACAUACCUACAGCAAAAAAAUACAUUCUUCUUACAAUACAGCUGAGAAUGUUAGGGUGGUAAGGAUGUUUUUUGGGGAGUGAGAUUUUCUGGAUUUUAGUGACAAAUUCUUAAUACAGAUAUUCAUUUUCAGAGAUUUGGGAUUUGGGUUUUGUGCAGAGUUUUGGGUACUGAGAGAGAAAGGAAGAAAAAAACAGGGGACGAGAAAAAACCAUGGCCGCCGGUGGUGGUGGAGGAGGAGCUGCGCCGCCGCCAAAGCAGGACGAGUUGCAGCCACAUCCAGUCAAAGACCAGCUUCCCAACAUAUCUUUCUGCAUUACCAGUCCUCCCCCUUGGCCUGAGGCCAUACUACUUGGGUUCCAGCACUAUCUUGUGAUGCUUGGCACAACGGUUCUGAUUCCCUCCAAUCUGGUUCCCCAGAUGGGAGGAGGAAAUGUAGAGAAAGCGAAGGUGAUUCAGACACUGCUGUUUGUUGCUGGCUUGAACACAUUGACUCAGACAUUUUUUGGAACCCGAUUACCUGCUGUGAUUGGAGGGUCUUACACCUUUGUGCCUACAACACUUUCGAUUAUCUUGGCUGGUCGAUAUAAUGACAUUUUAAAUCCUCAGGAGAAAUUUGAGAAAAUAAUGCGAGGUAUCCAGGGAGCCCUUAUUGUUGCGUCAACUCUUCAGAUCGUCAUCGGUUUUAGUGGCCUUUGGCGUAAUGUUGCCAGGUUCGUGUGUCCUCUAUCUGUUGUUCCUUUGGUAGCCCUGUCUGGCUUUGGGCUAUAUGAGUUUGGUUUUCCUCUGCUUACGAGAUGCGUGGAAAUUGGACUGCCCCAGCUUAUCUUUCUAGUAAUAUUUUCACAGUAUAUACCUCAUUUAAUGAAAGGAGAUAAACAAAUCUUUGAUCGCUUUGCUGUUAUAUUCUCAAUUGCUAUUGUUUGGAUCUAUGCUCACCUACUCACUGUGGGCGGUGCGUAUAAGAACACACCAACAAAAACUCAAACAAGUUGCCGAACAGACCGUGCAGGAAUUAUAGGCGCUGCUCCAUGGAUAAGUGUUCCAUAUCCAUUUCAAUGGGGAGCUCCCACAUUUGAUGCUGGAGAAGCUUUCGCUAUGAUGGCGGCUUCAUUUGUUGCUCUUGUAGAGUCUACUGGUGCCUUCUAUGCUGUGUCGAGUUAUGCUGGUGCAACUCCAGUGCCACCUUCUGUUCUCAGUCGCGGUGUUGGUUGGCAGGGAGUGGGCAUAUUGUUCUCCGGAAUAUUUGGAACUGGGAAUGGAUCAUCAGUAUCCGUUGAAAAUGCCGGUUUGCUCGCAUUGACACGUGUUGGCAGCAGAAGAGUAGUGCAGAUUUCUGCUGGUUUCAUGAUAUUCUUUUCCAUACUUGGGAAAUUUGGAGCUAUUUUUGCUUCAAUUCCACCUCCAAUUGUUGCAGCUUUGUAUUGUCUUUUCUUUGCCUACGUAGGUGCCGGAGGUCUCAGUUUCCUACAGUUUUGCAAUUUGAACAGCUUCAGAACAAAGUUUGUACUCGGAUUCUCAAUUUUCAUGGGCUUAUCAAUUCCACAGUAUUUCAACGAGUACACAUCUGUUAAUGGUUAUGGUCCUGUCCACACCAGAGCGAGAUGGUUCAAUGAUAUGAUCAAUGUGCCUUUGUCAUCGGAGCCAUUCAUUGCUGGCUUGUUGGCAAUGUUCCUAGAUGUCACAUUGCACCGGAGAGACAGCUCGACUAGGAAGGACAGGGGAAUGCAUUGGUGGGACAGGUUCCGGUCAUUCAAGACUGACACGAGGAGUGAAGAGUUCUAUAGGCUGCCCUUAAACCUCAACAAGUUCUUCCCAUCGGUGUAAUUGUUUUUGGUUUGUAUUUGCUCUUCAGCACUCUCAUAUCUUUCUGUUUCUUUUGUUUUUGUAUUUUUUUUUCUUAUUUGGAACAACAAAGAAGUAUAGAUGAAUCUGUUCUUUUUCCCCCCUCUAUAUUAUUUAGAAUAAUUAAAUCCUACACAAUCUUUGGUGCUU